This is a messenger RNA of Mesorhabditis spiculigera, 1218 nucleotides long. NCBI's taxonomy places the organism in Eukaryota, Metazoa, Nematoda, Chromadorea, Rhabditida, Rhabditidae. The record is from the annotation of a GenBank genome assembly.
AUGAGGGCCCUUCUACUACUUUUACCAGUUUUUUGCCUAGCAAAUUCGCAGGCUACUGGUGGAUAUGCCGCAGAAUCUGUGCCGGAACAAUUGUCCGACGUGAAACUAAAUGACUAUCUAGGAGCAAUUAAAUCCAUCGAGGACACAGCACUUGCCCAAGUACACCAGGUGUAUGCUGAAGCUGAGGCUGCUAAGGAUGAGCUGUAUGGAUCAUGGGCUUCUCGUGUGAAGCAGGUAUGGAAAGACAAGAUGAUGAAAGACGCGGAGAAGGCUCUUCAGCUGGAGCUGAUCAAACAGGAGAUGGUUGACCGGUAUAAGGCCGAGACCGAGAAGGUUUACAUGCAAGCCGUCCAGGCCGCCAAGGAAUACCAACAGGCCUACCUUGCCGCCAAGGCCGCCCAGCGCCAAGCCAUCGCUGACAAGUACAACGAGUUCAAACAGAUUGUCAAUGCCUCGAUCGAGGCCAAGGUGGCGCAGGCGAAGGAGAACAUGGCUGAAAUCGGCGCGUACCUGCAGCAAGUCGACGAGCUCUACCGUAACCACAAGGCUGCUAGCGAUGCCGCCAUCGAGGAGCGCCGUCAGGCCCUCAAGGACAAGCUGGCCACCAUCUACAACCAACUUGAGACCCAAGGCAACGAGCUGAAGGCUGAUGGCGAACGACUUGGAGCCGAUCUGAAGGCGUUCAUGGAGAAGCGCUAUCAAUACAAGCAAGACGGACACGGCGCGGCCAAGGAAGUCUUGAAGGAGGUGUUGACCGAGUCGUUGGAGCAAAAGCUUGAGAAGAAGCUAGACAAGGAACUUCAAAAAAUGGUGGAGGACGAGAUCAAGGGCAAACUGAAGCACCCGAAGAUGGCCCUCCCAGUAGUGGUGAAGAAAACGACCGACACCGAGACCGAGACCAAAGUUGUGUCCCCUGAAUACAAGGCUACACUUCUGGAGACCCUCACCGGAGCUUCAGCCUGGGAAACUGUCGCCUGGGUCCUGUUGGCCCUUUGCAUCCUCCUAUCCGUUGCCCUGAUCGCCCUGAUCGCCUACCAGUAUUACCAGGUGGCCCAGAAGAACAAGUACGGCAAGCUGGAGGGUGUCGACAGUCCGCAUAGGCCCUCAAUGGCUCGCGCCGAGCGAGCACCCAUCAACACGGCGCCCCCACUCACCUACACGCAUGAGAAGCCCCUCUUCGCAAUUUUGAAACAAACAAGCCCCCGCUCCACUCUACAG